AUGGACAGCGAGCCAGCAAUCAUCGAGACGGUCCCCGACCCCGACCUUGUUCUAAUCGUCGGACCGAGUAAGGAGCGCAUCCCCGUCGAGUUGGCCAUCCUCAAAGCCACCUCACCCGUCUUCGCCUCGAUGCUCUCUCCACCUUGGCUGGAAGCCCAAAGCAAGGAGAUUUCCCUCCCCGAAGACGACCCAAAUGCGAUGCGUUUCAUCACUCUCACCCUUUCGUACUACAACGAGCACGAGCUCGUGACCAAAACCCAGACGCCCCAGGAGAUCUUGCAGAUUGCUAUUGCAGUGGACAAGUACGACCUGUGUGCGGCGCUCAAGUUUGCGCUGGACUACUUGUUGAGGGACGCGAGUAAGAGAUACACGGCGGAAAACGACGAGUUCAUGGAGGACGACGAGCCCGGGGAGCUCCUCGUAUACCUUUGCGCCGCGGCUUACGUACUCGGCUGGUGCGAGUGGUUUAGUAGAUUUGCACUGGACCUGAUAUGUUGCCAUAGGAUGUCCUUCAUUACGCUCAUGGAUGAUGUAUUGAUUAGUAGUAUCAUCCCUGAUAUGUUCUUUGGUGAGUUCCUUAAUUCUCUUACUUGUCAUGAGGAUGGAAUUUGCUCCGCCCUGUUAUCGGGCAUUGGUGAUUUGCGGGUUCUGCUCCAUGAAGACAUCUCUUGGUUUAAAGGGGACUGCCCGCAGGAUGGAAAGCCGCACCACACAAUCAUUCAAGAAAACUCGACGUUCAGUCACAUGGUGCAAAGGGAGUCGUCACACCUCUAUUUUUGUCUUCGCGACCUGAAAAUCAAGGAGAAUUGCUACGUAGAGCAUGCACGACUAACUCUCGCUUAA
Molecule: messenger RNA, 843 nt
Organism: Neurospora hispaniola
Lineage: Eukaryota; Fungi; Ascomycota; Sordariomycetes; Sordariales; Sordariaceae
Exons: 2
Coding region: 1-843 (280 amino acids)
Molecular function (GO): protein binding
Source: RefSeq, a predicted model, not a curated record